AUGGUCUCGUUCACUUCUAUCCUCCUCGCGGCGUCCAGCGCCAUCACCAGCGUGCUGGCGGCACCGACUGACCUCGCCGCACGAGGACCUUCUGCACUGGCUGCCCGCACCACCAGCUCCACCGGUACCAGCGGCGGCUAUUACUACUCUUUCUGGACCGACCACGACAACUCUGUCACUUACACAAACGGCAACGCUGGACAGUUCUCGGUGUCCUGGAACGGCGAUGGCAACUUUGUUGGUGGCAAAGGUUGGAGCACUGGCAGCGCACGUGCGAUCAAAUACUCGGGCACGUACAGCCCCAACGGCAACAGUUACCUGGCUGUCUACGGAUGGACCAAGGACCCCUUGAUCGAAUACUACAUCGUCGAGUCGUUCGGCACCUACAACCCCUCGACCGGCGCCACCAAGAAGGGCACGGUGACCAGCGACGGCGCCACUUAUGAUAUCUACACCAACACCCGGACGAACGCUCCGUCCAUCAUUGGCACCGCGACUUUCACACAGUUCUGGUCCGUGCGCCAGUCGAAGCGCAGCUCCGGCACCGUCACCACGGCGAACCACUUCAACGCCUGGGCCAAGCUGGGCAUGAAGCUCGGCAACCACAACUACCAGAUCAUGGCCGUCGAGGGCUACUACAGCAGCGGCUCGGCCUCCAUCACUGUCUCUUAG
Neoarthrinium moseri is the source of this 672-nucleotide messenger RNA. RefSeq lists its product as uncharacterized. Gene Ontology annotation, biological process: xylan catabolic process. Lineage: Eukaryota; Fungi; Ascomycota; Sordariomycetes; Amphisphaeriales; Apiosporaceae. The record is from RefSeq and is a predicted model, not a curated record. The transcript is spliced from 2 exons. Gene Ontology annotation, molecular function: hydrolase activity, hydrolyzing O-glycosyl compounds. The coding region runs from base 1 to 672 and encodes 223 amino acids.